CCCGGGACUCUGGACAACUUUACCACUCAGAGUCGAAGCUGCAGCGAGGACGAGUCCGCGCUUUGGAAACUGUCUGAUGGUGGAGAGUGAGAAGCUGCAGCUGCUGCAGGCCGCUCUAAAGGGCAUGUUACUGACGGAACCACAUCUCUAGAGAGGACUUAACUCAAGUCUGAUUCCAACUUGACUGCCACUGGUUAUGAAAAUCUGCACACCGAGACUGACACGGCAGGGGGUAAGAUGUUUGUGGAGUCAGUUGUCCGAUGGGGGGCGUGGAGCAUCCUGCUCCAGUUUGGACUGGGUGUAUCUGCAGGAGGCUGCCCUCCACGGUGUGUGUGUCGACCUGAGGCUAAAGAAGUGAUCUGCUCUGGCAAACAUUUGAACUCAGUACCAGAGGGCUUUUCCAGCGAUGCCAGGCGUUUGGAUUUAUCCCACAAUAAGAUUAAGACUGUGGGGCGCCGCCAGUUCUCCAGCCUCCUUCAACUUCAAGAGUUGGACCUCAGUGAUAAUAUAAUCUCUAUGAUUGAGGUGGAGGCUUUCCAGGGCCUACAAAAUCUCAGGACGCUUCGGAUUAAGAAUAACCGUCUCAAGAUCAUCCCAGUUGGGGUGUUUUCUGGCCUGUCCAGCCUGCGAUAUCUGGAUUUGAGCCAGAAUGAGAUUCUGGUCUUCCUGGACUAUACCUUCAAAGAAAUGGUGAACUUGCAAAAACUGGAAGCUGGUGAAAAUGACUUAGUUUUCAUCUCUCAGCGGGCUUUCUUCGGUCUGCAGAACCUGCAGGAGCUCAGUUUGGAUCGCAGCAAUCUGACCUCCAUCCCCACCGAGGCAUUGUCCCAGCUCCAGAGCCUGACACAUCUUCGAAUGCUGCGCCUCACCAUUUCUACACUGCCCAACAAUGCUUUCCGUCGACUCCACCGUCUGCGCAGCCUCCUGAUUGCAAACUGGCCAGCACUGGACACUAUGGCUAGCAACAGCUUGAUUGGUCUCAAUUUGACCUCUCUUAUCAUCAGCAGCUGCAACCUAAGUGCUGUUCCCUACUCAGCACUUCGUCACCUGGUAUAUCUGCGCUUUCUGGACCUGUCCUACAACCCCAUCACUGUUAUCCAAGGUAAUCUGCUGGGGGACCUCCUGAGACUACAGGAGUUGCACCUAGCAGGGGGCAGCCUGCUACAAAUAGAGCCGGGGGCCUUUAAGGGACUGGCCUAUUUUCGCAUGCUUAAUGUGACAUCCAAUCAGCUCACUACUUUGGAGGACAGCGUCUUCCACUCUGUGGGGAACCUUCAAGUGUUGCGGCUGGAUGGGAAUCCCCUAGCAUGUGACUGCCGACUUCUCUGGGUGGCCCGCCGCAGAUUGCGCUUGAACUUUGAUGGACAUCAGCCUACUUGUUCCUCUCCUGACGCAGUUAGACAGCGGGAAUUCAGAGACUUCUCAGAGAAGGAGCUCCCGAGGCUGUUCACCUGCCGCCCCCCUCGUAUUGUGGACCGCAGGCAGCAGGAGGCAAGAGUCGAGGAGGGCACCACGGUUCUUUUCUCCUGUAAAGCUGACGGGGAUCCAUUCCCCUCUAUCACCUGGAUCUCAUCCCACAAGAAUGCGGUUUCUCCAACAGGAAGAAUCAGAGUCUUGCCCAAUGGUACUCUCGAAGUGCGUUUUGCCCAAGUUCAGGACAGUGGCACCUAUCAGUGCGUGGUGAGCAAUGCGGCCGGCCGUGACAGCCUGACUGUCGACCUCUAUGUGAAGGGCCUUCCUCGUAACAGAACCAUCUCUUUCUUGUCAGAGGAGGGCUGGGUGGAGCCUUCAAAUCCCCAAGCUGCCAACUCCUCAGCUCAAAUGGCCAAGCCAUACCCGUUUGAUGCAAAGACUCUGAUCAUCGCCACCACCAUGGGCUUCCUGUCUUUCUUCAGCUCGGUGGCCAUCUGUUUUGUCUUCAUGUUCUUCUGGAGCCAGAGCAAAGGGCAAAUCAAGCACACAGCAACUAUAGACUUUGUUCCUCGGUCUUCCAUGGGUGGAGGGGGAGGGGACGGAGGUGAUGGUGGCAGGUUCACCAUGAAACUAAUUUAAACCGAAGGAAGAGGUGAAAGGGGUCUUGCUUUUGACUGUGACUUAUGUAAUAUGGACCCCGACCCCACCACCGCAUUGGGACAGUCUGGGACGGACACCUGUAUUCAAAGACGCCUUUAGAGGGCAAAUCCGAGCUACCGAUCCACCUAAUGAAUAUCUCAUGAUCCUGGAGUAGAAAGAUGUUAACAGAUUGUGGACAGAGCUGUCUCAUGGUAGAUGUGCUUUUGCUUUCAACGACUUUGAUUACUUUGAUGAAGCAAAUGACCACUUACCUAGCACAGGUCUAUUAUUAUGUAGCAUGUAAUCAUGAAAUAGUUUUAAUUUUCACAGAUUUUGGGAUUACACAAAAAGAGUUUGACUCAUUUAUCAAACGUUUCUACAUUGUCAAAACAUACUGUAUCAGGUGCUUCUCAUCCAUAUUGUACAAAUGUGCUCGGCUUUAUGUCUUCACAUGCCAAUACAAGCCAAGUGAACAUUUGCCCUUUUGACCCUCAGGUGGCUAUUUUUUGCUCACCAACAGAGGAUCAUGUUAAAGACUGCAAUAAUAGACUAGAAUAGACUAGCCAAAUAAUUGCGACCUUAUGGUUAAAUUUUGGACAUUUUGGAGCCGUGCAGUAUGUUUCAGAAAUGCUGCAUUGGAAACAUGCUUUCUGUUAUGGGUACGGCUUUCUUUGAAAGAUCAUUUAACAGUGUAAAAGGACUGGUAGCUUACCAUAAUGUACAUAGGAAUGUAACCUUUCCCAUUUCAUACUUAAAACAAAUUUGUCAGGUCCAAAUUGGAUCACUGUCUUUCUUUUGUACUUUAUCAUGUAAUUACAUUAGAUGACUCUGUUCCAUCAGAAGAUGCUAUGAUUUCUCCUUUUUUAUAUUCAAGAAACCACCUUUUUUAUUUUUUACCCACACAAAACACUGACAAAUAUGUGCCUCAGUAACAUUCUCACCAUUGACAGAGAGAAUGCUCACCUGAUCACCAUUAUCUUGUAAAUAUUUAGGUCAAGGGCGUUUGUGUGCGCUGGGUUUAUUCUGUCAUUUUAUCUAGUUCUGGGGAUUAGUGUCACUCAAAUACGCCACUCUUGUUAUGUAUAAACUUAACUGUGUAGCUACACAAUGCAUAAAGCAACUCUUUAUUAUGCCAGGAAAAGAAGAAUGAUGCACACA
Messenger RNA from Toxotes jaculatrix (banded archerfish), 3210 nucleotides. RefSeq names its product leucine rich repeat and Ig domain containing 4b (gene lingo4b). The transcript is spliced from 3 exons. Gene Ontology annotation, molecular function: protein binding. Bases 238 to 2052 code for a protein of 604 amino acids. The record is from RefSeq and is a predicted model, not a curated record. Lineage: Eukaryota; Metazoa; Chordata; Actinopteri; Toxotidae. Gene Ontology annotation, cellular component: extracellular region.